This is a messenger RNA of Fulvia fulva, 534 nucleotides long. RefSeq lists its product as uncharacterized. The coding region runs from base 1 to 534 and encodes 177 amino acids. Lineage: Eukaryota; Fungi; Ascomycota; Dothideomycetes; Mycosphaerellales; Mycosphaerellaceae. Gene Ontology annotation, biological process: carbohydrate metabolic process. The record is from RefSeq and is a predicted model, not a curated record. Gene Ontology annotation, molecular function: hydrolase activity, hydrolyzing O-glycosyl compounds. The transcript is spliced from 2 exons.
AUGCUUACCAUUUGCCUCUUGUUGCCUUUACGUGGACUAUGUUUGCAGCAAGUAUCAAGCGCUCCAGCGGUGAACCCAAGCUUCGCAGCAGCACGAAGAAGCAUAGAGAUACAGGGCAAGAACUUUCCAGACCCUACCAUUUUGAACGUCAACAACAAAUGGUACGCAUUCGCAACCCGUACAAUCGCCAGCGGCAUUCGCGUCCAGAUCCACCAAGGGCUUUCCGACGACGGUAUCCUCGAAGCUCCGGCGCUGGUCAAGUCAGGCUCGACCUACUUCCUAUUCUUCAGCUCUGGCUGCUUCACGACAGAGCAUUACAAUGUAGACUAUGCUACUGCAAGCUCCAUCACUGGACCCUACACUCGAACUGCGUCGCCGUUAGUAGAGACUGGCACUGGCGGCCUCCGUGGGCCUGGAGGUGCAGACAUCAUAAGAGGCGGCGAGAGGAUUGUGUUGCAUGCCAACAACGGUGGAGGAAGGUCGUUGUAUACUGCGACCAUCAGAAUUAGCGGCACGACUGUGGCGCUGACAUGA